Molecule: messenger RNA, 1017 nt
Organism: Haliotis rubra (blacklip abalone)
Lineage: Eukaryota; Metazoa; Mollusca; Gastropoda; Lepetellida; Haliotidae
Product: cell wall protein DAN4-like
Exons: 3
Coding region: 1-1017 (338 amino acids)
Source: RefSeq, a predicted model, not a curated record
AUGGCUUCAGCAUUGCAGACAGGGCUAGACAGAAGGGACCGUGAGACAAAGUUGAGUCCAGCAACACUACCAACAACAGCUGGUAUAUUCAGCACAGCCAACAACAGCUGGUAUAUUCAGCACUGCCAACAACAGCUGGUACAUUCAGCACUGCCAACAACAGCUGCCACAGCACAGCCAACAACAGCUGGUAUAUUCAGCACUGCCAACAACAGCUGGUAUAUUCACGCUGCCAACAACACCUGCAACAGCUGCCACAGCACUGCCAACAACAGCUGCCACAGCACUGCCAGCAACAGCUGGUACAGCACCGCCAACAACAGCUGGUAUAUUCAACACCUCCAACAACAGCUGGUAUAUUCACCACUGCCAGCAACAGCUGCCACAGCACUGCCAGCAACAGCUGCCACAGCACCUCCAACAACAGCUGGUACAGCACCGCCAACAACAGCUGGUAUAUUCAGCACCUCCAACAACAGCUGGUAUAUUCACCACUGCCAGCAACAGCUGGUACAGCACCGCCAACAACAGCUGGUAUAUUCAACACCUCCAACAACAGCUGGUAUAUUCACCACUGCCAGCAACAGCUGCCACAGCACUGCCAGCAACAGCUGCCACAGCACCUCCAACAACAGCUGGUACAGCACCGCCAACAACAGCUGGUAUAUUCAGCACUGCCAACAACAGCUGGUACAGCACCUCCAACAACAGCUGGUAUAUUCAGCACUGCCAACAACAGCUGGUAUAUUCACCACUGCCAGCAACAGCUGCCACAGCACCUCCAUCAACAGCUGCCACAGCACCUCCAACAACAGCUGGUACAGCACCUCCAACAACAGCUGGUAUAUUCAGCACCUCCAACAACAGCUGGUACAGCACCGCCAACAACAGCUGGUAUAUUCAGCACUGCCAACAACAGCUGCCACAGCACCUCCAACAACAGCUGGUACAGCACCUCCAACAACAGCUGGUAUAUUCAGCACUGCCAACAACAGCUGGUAUAUUCAGCACCUCUAA